AUGGUUAUUGAUAGAGAGCAUGCUCAUGUUGCUUUUGGUCUUUUUGGAAGCAUCAAUGCAUUCAUCUUGUUGCUUUCACCCUUGCCUACAUUUAUUCAUAUGUGGAAGAAGAAAUCAGUGGAGAAAUUCUCACCAUUUCCAUACAUUGUUGCAUUCCUAAACUGUGGCCUUUGGCUUUUAUAUGGACUUCCAUGGAUUCAACAACAAGGAAGCCUUCUUAUCAUGACCAUUAAUAGAAUUGGACUUGCCAUUGACAUGGUGUACUUGAUGCUAUUUGUGUUGUACUCUAAAAAGGAAAAAAGGAUGAAAAUUUUCUUCAUCAUCUUAAGUGAAAUUGUGUUCAUUGGUUCACUUGCCAUUCUUGUCAUAACUCUUGUCCAUUGCCACAAAAAAAGAUACACAAUUGUUGGUACUAUUUGCAUGGUGGCAAAUAUUUUGAUGUAUGCUUCUCCUUUGACCAUCAUGACAGCAAAUGUGAUGGGAGCAAUGCUGGGGCUAGCACAACUAAUGCUUUAUGCCACCUAUUACAAGUAUACUGGGAGACAGAUAACAGAAAGACAAACUCAAGGAAAACUGGACCUGGUUGAGAAGACAGUCUCUGGAGCGGCCCAAAAGGCGAGCAACGAGGCUGCGCUAGUGUUUAACUUAAUGUUUGGAAGGCCCAUAUUCUAA
This is a messenger RNA of Solanum tuberosum (potato), 672 nucleotides long. RefSeq names its product bidirectional sugar transporter SWEET7-like. The transcript has 4 exons. Bases 1 to 672 code for a protein of 223 amino acids. Lineage: Eukaryota; Viridiplantae; Streptophyta; Magnoliopsida; Solanales; Solanaceae. Gene Ontology annotation, cellular component: membrane. Gene Ontology annotation, biological process: carbohydrate transport. Gene Ontology annotation, molecular function: sugar transmembrane transporter activity. The record is from RefSeq and is a predicted model, not a curated record.